CAAUUUGUCAUUUAGGAAGAUUGAUUUUGGAGGUUUAAUACUUUGAUCGUUAAAAAUGUACCAAAGAAGAACUGGCCAAUAUUUAGACGUUCUUAUAACCUUUUUGGCCCCGUGGCUUAAAAAUCCACUCCAAUGCCAUUGACAGAUCUCACUUCAGUAAAAUUGGUUAGUUCACCAGUCAAUAAAGUAAUGGGAAAAUAUCCGUCGAGGACACCAGAAGAAGAAGAAGGCUCCUGAUCUCCAAAUUCUUGCACUUCUAUUGGGCAGUUUGCUACGAACGUAACAUUAAGCCAAUAUGAGAACAACAACUGUGGGUCGAGCAGCUGUGUAAGUUGUGGUGCGACGUAAAUAUAACGUAAAUAGAAGAUGUGGAAGAUUACGAGGUGUACCUGAAUCAUGGAGUACGAAAAAUACAGGAGUUCAAAGAAACUCCGGACGAUGACCGAAAAAUUGAUGUGCUUGGUGAGGUGUUCAAGAAGAACUUCGGACUAGUGAAGACAUCUUCUCUGAAGUUGGAUAUAGUGUUUCUCAUCGAUGCUUCCUCUAGUGUAGGUGAGAGUAACUUUCAAAGUGAGUUGAAGUUUGUGAAAAAGGUUCUCAGCGAUGUUACGGUUGAUGCAAAUCAUACAAGAAUAGCAGUUGUUUCGUUCAGUUCUCCCAAUAAUGUGAUUAAAAAUAUUGACGGAAUCAGCACAACCACAGAAGAUAAUAACAAAUGUAAGCUACUGAAUCAAGACCUCAAAAAAGUAAGCUACAAAGGAGGACAAACGUUUACACUAGGUGCAUUUGAAGUAGCUAAGGACGUAUUCGUUUCAUCGACAAGAUCUGACUCUCAGAAAAUAUUAUUUUUAAUAACUGAUGGAUACUCGAAUGGAGGUGACCCCACACCACUAGCCAAAGAACUGAAGAUACAAAAUAUAACCAUUUUCACCAUUGGCAUCCAAAAUGGAAAUUAUAAAGAAUUAUUUGAAAUAUCUUCACCACCUGGACAAUUUCACAGUUAUCUAUUGGAUAGUUUCUCGGAUUUCGAAAGCCUGGCUAGGAAAGCUUUGCACGCAGAUCUAACAAGCGGUGUCUAUAUACCAACCGGUAACUAUAAACUCUGUGAUUAUUUAUGUAAGACUGGGCACUGCUGUGAUAUAAACGCAAUCUGUACUUGCGGAACAUCUACUGGACAUUAUACGUGCUUAUGCCAACAAGGAUUUUAUGGUUCUGGAUUGAGGAACUCGUGUUUUCCAUGUGAGUCAGGAACUUAUUCCGAAGUGCCGAAUGAAUGUUUACCAUGCCCAGAUCCUAACCACAUGACAAGCUACCCAGCAUUUAGUGCUGAUGACUGUAAAUGUAAACCAGGAUAUCUGUCCAAAGAAGGAGGUUGUGAAGAGAUAAUUUGUCCAGAUUUUGAAAUGCCACAAAACAGCUAUUUGGUAGAUAGUAGCAACUGUUCAAACAAAGUCAACAGUAUUUGCGAAAUCCGAUGCGAAGUAGGCUAUGAUUUAAUAGGGGAGAGUAGGCAAGUUUGCCAAAGUGAUGGUAUGUGGAGUUAUACUGGAAUAAUAUGCAAAGCGCAGAAAUGCCCAAAACUGGAACCGCCAAAAGAUGGUACAUUGAACUGCGUCGACUCGAAUACAGGGUUAGUUCAGAUUGUCGAUAAAGAAGAUACAGAUGUACCCAUAGACAUCACUUGUAGUGUUGGCUGUAAAAAUGGGAGAAUUCUCAUUGGAUCGGAAAAACGAACUUGCAUUCCACCUGGAAAAUGGGACGGAAUAAAAAGCUCAUGUAAACAUAUAAAAUGCGACAAACUACCUCAAAUUAAAUAUGCUGUUAUUGAACCCAUGUCCUGUUUGAAUGGUAAACAGGAAGUGGGAAAGGUGUGCAAAAUAUCGUGCGAAAAAGGCUUCAAGAUAAGAGGGCCGUCAGAAAAACGGUGUAUUGGCGGAUAUGGACAAUGGGAUAGCAAUUUUUCUGAAUCGGUUUGCAUUGAUAUUGAACCUCCAAAAAUUGUUUGUCCUGAUAACAUAAUAGGAACAACUUUGCCUGGAAAAAGAUUUGGACAUGUAUUCUGGAAAGAACCGCUGGUGCCAGAUAACUCUGGUCUGAAUGUUUCUUUAUGGUUGAAACCAGCGAUUCCAAACAUUGCAAGUUUUAAGUUCGAGAUUGGAUCCACGUUAGUAUCUUAUUACGCACAAGAUGCAUUUCAAAACAGGGCUCACUGCUCUUUCAAAGUAAUAAUAAAAGACGAGGAACCUCCCAGUAUAGAAGGGUGCAUUGAUCCUCCACCAUUCUUGGUAUCGCAAAGCGAAGGUGUGAACAUUACUUGGGAUGAACCUCACAUCUUUGACAACUCGCAAAAAGUUCAGGUGAAGAAAUCGCGGAACUUUGGAUAUUUCAAUAAAGGUACAACAACUGUAGUAUAUGUUGCUAAAGAUCCCUCACAUAACCGAAACAUCUGCAAACUUAACAUCACAGUUGAAGGUAAUGCACACAAUGAUAGAUGUUUAUGGUUACUCAUUUUCAACUGUAAAUUCUCCAGAAUCUUCAUGCGAGACUCUAGCUGAUCCAGCAAAUGGAGUAAAUGAUUGCACAGCUGAUGGUCAACGCAUGCGAUGUAUUGUUACUUGUGAUGAAGGCUAUGGUAUACCGAUAGGGCAACCAGAAGAAGUAAGCGAUGGCGCAGAUAACAAGUUUAUAUGUGAAAAUAGUGAUCUCUCGAUGUACCCUGAUGACGAUCCUCUGUAUCCAGAGUGCACAGUAUCGUUAAUUCCUGACGAUGAACUUGGGAAGGGAGAAAUAACGUUGGACGUUGACAAUUGUAAUGAUAAAGCAGAAUUGAAUGAGAUGAUUAAGAAAGUAGCACUGUCACUUAACGGUUAUUGUGCAGGGGGCUGUGAAAUUGAUUCAUUGUAUCCAAACUGCGAUGAAGAAGCUAUUAUAAGCAAAGUGUCUAAGCGUAGUACCAGCUAUCAGCCGGUCCCACACAGGAACAAAAAACAAAAAGGAAAAUUGAAUGUGAAGUUUCAAGUACGAGGAAGAUAUUUCAACGAUAAAAGGAAUUUAUCGUUAACGUUACCGGAAGGAUACAAUGCCACUAUUAGACAUUUCGAGAAGAAGUUUAUAUGCCCAAAGGGAUUUGCUCCAAGAAAAAGUCGUUGUGUACAAUGCCCCAAAGGAACAUUCUUAAACGUAACUAGAAACAAAUGUCAAAGCUGCGAUUUUGGUCAGUUUAAUGACAAGCUUGGACAAGAGUCAUGUGUUGUUUGUCCACUGCAUCAUUCGACGAUGAAAAUGCAUGCGAAGAAGUUUGCAGACUGUAAAGAGGAGUGUCCUCCAGGUAGUCAUGCUCGGAAGAAGCGUUUCCGACCAUCAAAGUCUGGGCCAAAUGAAGCGAUAGAGCGGCUCACACUGCAACCCAAUUGUCGUUCAUGUGCCAUUGGCUUCUAUCAAUCGGAAUAUGGACAGCUUAGAUGCACAGCAUGUCCACCUGGAUACACCACUUUAGCGGUCGGUACCAGGUAUCGUAGCCACUGCGUGGCCACAGCCAAGGAAAUGUGCAAAGUGAACGGUAUAUGUGGCUACGGGGUUUGUAUAGAAACAAACGAGUAUCAAUAUUCCUGCAACUGUUUCCAAAACUAUAUUGGUACGAAUUGUGAGACAAGAGUAAACUACUGCGCGUCUAAUCCAUGUUAUAAUGGCGGAACAUGUUCUAAUGAAGACAAAGGAUUCAAAUGCAUGUGCAGAUACAAAUUCAGAGGAAAAUACUGCGAGGAAGAAGAUAACUGCAGCAGAAUUUGCUCAAAUAACGGAAAAUGUGUGAAGGAUGAUAGUGGUAGUCCAAUAUGCAUAUGUGCACCAGGUUACACUGGAAAAGCCUGCGAAAACAAAAUAAAGCACUGCAAGACUGGACUGUGUGCUAACAACAGUACAUGUGUGGAAGAACAUGAUACAUUCAAAUGUAUGUGUGUGUCUGGAUUUGUCGGCAGAAGAUGUAACUUAUUACCAUGCGAUUUUCGACCAUGCGGUAAUAAAAAACGUUGCAUUAAUUUGAUAGGAAAUGGCUCUAGUACGCAUAAUUAUAGAUGUGAUUGUCAAGAAGGAUAUACUGGCGACGAUUGUAGUGAACUAGUUGAUGGCUGUAAAAGUUCCCCUUGCCUUAAUGGAGGCGUAUGCGUCAAUUACAUAUUUGAUUACGUAUGUGACUGUCAUGGUUUGUACACUGGACGGAACUGCGAAAUUAAAAAAAGUACAGAUUACGUCUUGAGCUUUGAGCAAUAUGAGAUUCACAAUUACGUGAAGUUGGAUGGGUUCAGAGGAAAUAUUUCAGAGGUAACUGCCUGUAUGUGGAUGUAUACUCCAGACAAUUUCAACUAUGGUACGUUGAUUUCCUACGCCAACAGAAAGUUUGACAAUGCAUUUACACUCACAGAUUAUACAGGGUUGGUUAUUUACAUUAACAAUAACUAUGUAGUGACAGAUGUUUUACUAAAUGAUGCUCUGUGGCAUCAUAUCUGCGUCUCAUGGGCAAGUGAGAAAGGAUCCUAUAAAGUUUUCCUUGAAGGAAAUCUGGUUAAAUCUGGUGACAAUCUUUCUGCAGGAACUAUUAUUGAAGGACUAGGAAGCUUGAUCAUCGGUCAAGAACAGGAUGUUAUGGGUGGCAGAUUCAGUCAGUCAGAAACAUUUAUUGGUAAAAUGGCAUACGUCGAUGUUUGGUCGAAAGUCCUAAAUCACAAAGAGAUUCAGAAACACUUCAAUGAUUGCAACGAUUCCAUUUUUGGAAAUAUCUAUCCAUGGCCAAAAAUGCAGGAUCACAUCAAAGGCAGCAUCAAGAAAGAAAACUCAACAUUUUGCUUGAGAUGUCCACGCCCAAAAGAAGUUCCAAAUGGAUAUGCAAAUGUGUUGGAUAAUGCCGUUUACUACAGUUGCCGCAAGGGAUUUCAGCUCAACUCAGCAAUAUAUUCUGAAGGAAGGCGGUGUACAAAGGCUUCCAAAUGGGAAGAUAGCUUGGAGCCAUAUUGCACAAGGAUAUACUGUGGUUAUCCGGGCGAUAUCAGAAACGGCUACCCUUUAGGAAACAGAUUCUACUUCCAGGAUAAAGUGACGUACAGAUGCUACGAUGGCUUCAGUAUGAUCGGAGAUGCAACUGUUACAUGUAUGGACGACAACAAAUGGUAUUCAUCCAGACCAAAAUGCAUAGGAACGCAGUGCCCCGCAUUUCGGAAGCCGGCUCACAGCGAGAUAGAGAUUUUUUCGGAUGUGAGUUAUGAGAAUUACAACGAAAAUGUUACUUUCGAUGAGGGUACCCAGAUUGAAUUCACUUGCAAUGCGAAGACGAAUAUGAGUGGACAGAGUAUCAUGACUUGUUUAGAAGACGGUUCAUGGGAUUUCGAGCCUCCAAAAUGCAUACCAGAGAGAUUAGAGCCCACAUGCCCAGUGAACAAGAUACCGCCACCUCCAGCGAAUGGAAUCGUCGUUCAGGAGUCCGUAUAUGCCGUUGGAAAUGGUAGUACGAAUGCUGUAGAAUACAAGUGCAACCAAGGGUACCGAUUGCAGGGAACCAAUAUGACAACCUGUAUUACUGACGGAUAUUGGACUGUGCCAAAUAUGACCUGUGAGGCAAUUGAAUGUGAGAAGCCUCAGGUUCCCAAAAACGUUGUGUUGACAGAUGAACAAAAGAUGUCGAUUACAUUCAAAUUUGGUCAUGUACUUAAUCUCAAAUGUGAAGAUGGAUUUACGAUAUUUGGUAAUGGGAGCAUAAAAUGUCUGAUUACCGGUAAAUGGACAAGAAUGCAAGGAAGAUGUAUUAGGAAGUCUUGUAGAAAGCCGAACGUGCGUUCCAAAACUAUAGUACAAGGAAAAUCGUACCUAUUCGGAGAUAAAGUCAACAUUAAGUGCAGUAGCGGAUCAAGUUAUGUCCUAACGUGUAACAAGCAAGGAAUUUGGGAAGGCAAUAAGGACAGCACCUGCUAACUGUUCAGAUUUUUCUCUAAAGUACCAGGCGUAAAACUUAUGAAGCUUGACCACAGGUCAAAUUUGUAUAGUAAUAGUUCCAAAUGUUCCCGCGGGCGCAAACCCCUGAAAUGAUUUCUAUUAGAGAUACAAGGUGUCAAAGAUUAGCCCCUGAGGGUACGCCUGCCUACAAGAUUUUACAAAAACUAAUUCGUGUUUAAUGUGUGCCCAGGAUACAAUAUAAUAAAAUCACGUGAACAUAUACAUUCUAUAUAUUCAAAUUAGACUCUCACCAUUGAGAUUUCGGAAACAAAAAUAUACAUCGUCGCGUCGAUUCACUGGGGGCAAAGUUGAGCAGUCAGGUAACUAGGAAACUAAAACUUAGAAAAUUUCGUAGUUCACUAUAUUUCUGAAAGAGGCGAGGUAUUUGACAAGUGAUUUCGAAAUAAAUUGCAUAUUAACAUUGCUACUUUUUCUUGUCUGAAAGGUGGCAUAAUUAGAAUUUUAAUAUGACAUUUCGUCUCUUGUCCUCAAUAAUCAACUUUAUUUUUUAUUAUGGAUGUCAUUUUAGAUUUUUACAUAGGUAAAUAAUUCAUAAUAAUUUAUUAUUAAAAUCGCAGAUAAAGAGUGUUCGCCUACGCCUAGUUCAUAAAAAUUGGAGGAAUGCUAGGAUGAUGAUAUUAUGAAACAAAUCACUAUCUUAAAAUUUCAAAACCAACUUGGAAGAUUAUGUGUUUGAAUGAACUAAGGUAUGGUAAUGUCAAUAUAUAACAUAUAAAUUAUUGAAAACAGAAUUAUAAACCAUGUAAGAAUCCUAUACGAUGUCCGACAGAAAAAAUAAAGUUCAUGAUUGAGUACAAGAGACGAAACGUCAUAUUGAAAUUCUAAUUAUGUCACAUUGUGGAGGAGAAGAAGUGGCAAUGUUAAUAAACUUUUUAUUUUGCAAUCUCAUCUCAAAUAAAUCCAAGAAAAAAUAAAAACUAUUUUGAGAAAAUUCGGUUUUUUUGUCGUAUCCAGAGGAGCCAAGUCACUAAUCUUUGACACUCUGCAUCUCAAAUAGAAAGCAUUCCUGGGCUCUGCGCCCAUUGAAACAUUUAUCAACAUAAAUUAUCUCUGCACAAAAUUUUAUUAAACUUCACCAGUGGCCAAAUUCCAUAUGUUUUGUACCUGUUACUUUUAGAGAUUAAUUAUUACUGCAAGUCCCAUAAGAAAUAAAGUUCUACACCUACAUCUGGAAAACUAAUUUAAUCUUUCGCACCUAGGUCAAAAAAGGACAAAUAAAUUACAGUUAAGCUAACCAAGGGCUAAUCUUGUGCGGAUCUUAAUUAUCUCUACAGUUUUAAGUUACAUGUUUCGAUUUAUUAUAAAAAUGAUGAACGAUUAUAUAUAACAAACUGUUCAGUAUCGUUUAUUUAAAAUCUUAAUCGAUUUUUCUCACAAAUACAAAAUAUGUGUUGCUUGUAUCUACAAAUUCUAUCCCAGUUGAUAAUGUAAAGUAGCUUCGUACAUAGUACUUUACUACUUAGCAACAAGUAAGUACUGAAUAAGCAAUCUGCCACCUACCCUUUUUAGACGAACCAAAAUACUAACAGUGAUGAUUAAAUAAACAUAAAUUACAUUCAAACCAUAUGUAUACAGGGUGUUUUCAAAGUUGAGUCAUUUAUUUUAACUGCUUGUAGG
Molecule: messenger RNA, 7620 nt
Organism: Acanthoscelides obtectus
Lineage: Eukaryota; Metazoa; Arthropoda; Insecta; Coleoptera; Chrysomelidae
Source: the annotation of a GenBank genome assembly